GACGUCGUUCGACGCGAUUCGAUCGCGCCGCGAACGCGAGAUCGACGACACCGACACCUUUCGCGUCGUUGAACGCGCGCCUUGGCUCGAUUCGCGCGUCGCGCGCGACAUGAAUGCCGACGAAAUGAUCGCCGACGGCGACGCGAACGGCGUCGACGUUCGCGCGCUCGACGAGGCGAUGGCGAUGGACGACGAUCACGCGAGCGCGCGAAAGAGCGCGUCGUCCGCGCCCGCGAACGCGAACCCGCCGCUGCCGCCGAACGCGCGACCGCGGCACGAAGGGCGAGGCGGGGCGAACGGACACGGCGGCGAACGACGACGAGGCGGCGGCGAACGAGGCGGAGGACGAGGCGGUGGACGUUUUCAACAGCGAGAGCGCGCGCCGACGCGACCGGGGUGGUUCGCGACCGGGGAGGUGGACGAGCACAGCGGAAGGCCCGCGCACAGCGGACAGUGCGAGGGGUGCAGGGUGAGCACGGUUGUGAAUUUCAGACCCGUGGUUGGCGGCAAUCCACCGUUGUGCGGAGUGUGUUUGGAUUCGUUGAAAGCCGCCACCGCGGGAGGAUCGGUGGACGGCGACAACGCGUCGGGCGGACCGAAUCGUGGGCGACGAGGCGGGCGCAAUGGGGCGAUGAUGAUGAUGGGGAUGCCGCACCAAGGCGGGUUUCAGGGCGGCGCGAGGUUUUCGCCGUACGCCUCGGGCGGGCAGAUGGUGAUGAUCGAUCCACGGAUGAUGGCGGCGUACGGUGGAGGUCGUGGAGGCGGUAUGAUGGCGGCGUACGGCGCCGCCGGCGCGGGCGGCGGCGGUGGGCGCGGUAAGAACAGGACGUGGACGAGAGAAGGCGGAGACGCCGGCGCGGGGGUCGGCGGACAAGAAGACGUGGACACGUCGGGCAUUCCGUGCAUAUUCUUCCAGCGCGGCGCGUGUCGCGCGGGGGAUUCGUGUAAGUAUUCCCAUAGCGGUGAAGGCUCGGGCGCCGCGCCGGCGGAGAUGAACGUUGAAAUGUGAGCGAAGGCGCCAAGUUUUGUAAAUAUACGUA
This is a messenger RNA of Ostreococcus lucimarinus CCE9901, 1040 nucleotides long. RefSeq lists its product with no specific name. Lineage: Eukaryota; Viridiplantae; Chlorophyta; Mamiellophyceae; Mamiellales; Bathycoccaceae. The transcript has a single exon. The record is from RefSeq and is a predicted model, not a curated record. Bases 110 to 1009 code for a protein of 299 amino acids. Gene Ontology annotation, molecular function: metal ion binding.